This is a messenger RNA of Pleuronectes platessa (European plaice), 500 nucleotides long. RefSeq lists its product as uncharacterized. Bases 198 to 500 code for a protein of 100 amino acids. Gene Ontology annotation, cellular component: nucleosome. The transcript is spliced from 2 exons. NCBI's taxonomy places the organism in Eukaryota, Metazoa, Chordata, Actinopteri, Pleuronectiformes, Pleuronectidae. Gene Ontology annotation, molecular function: DNA binding; protein heterodimerization activity; structural constituent of chromatin. The record is from RefSeq and is a predicted model, not a curated record.
UCAGCUGACUGGCUGCUGCCUUUUUUUAAAUAUACAACAAAUCAUUUUCUUUAAAUGACAAACUAAACAUCACAUGAUAGAAUAAUAAUAUUUUUUGGGGGAGAAUAAUAUCUACCUGAUGAAUCAAAUAUACGGUGAAUGCACACUGACAGCUGUUCACUUCUCCGUGUACUGCAGCACGUCCUCAGAUCUAGAUCAUGGUUGUGUGUUUCAGGCCCAGCAACGUAGCUCUAAAAGAGAUCCGUCGGUACCAGAGGUCCACUGAGCUGGUGAUCCGUAAACUGCCGUUCCAGCGCCUGGUGAGGGAGAUUGCUCAGGACUUCAAGACUGACCUGCGUUUCCAGUGCGCUGCCAUCGACGCCCUGCAGGAGGCCAGCGAGGCGUUCCUGCUGGAACUGUUUGAGGACACUAACCUGUGUGCCUUCUCUGCCAAGCGCGUCACCGUCAUGCCAAAAGACAUCCAGCUGGCAUACCGCAUCCGUGGAAGUCGGCCUCACUAA